UUAGCGUAGGGGCUGGCGCACAUAACUAAAUAACUGAACUAAGAAAUGCAUCUUCUAUUCUUUUUGCAAAACUUUUUCCAUGGAAAUCAAAACCACCCAGUAGAUUUCUCACCUUCCCCAUGAAGCAUCCUAAGCGUCCCAAUAAGUUGCAAAAGCACUCACUUUUCAUGCUCUUAAAUUCUGCAACAACGAUCAACAACUUCCCUCUUCCCUCUAUUUUGGCUUCUCUUAUACUUGCAAUCGUUUUCUAGAUUCUUGAUUCUUUCUCGAUUCAAGAAAGAUUCAUUUAAACCCAAAACCCCAUUAAAGAUUCUUCAAGAAAAGGAGAAAUGGGAUUACAACAGCAUGUAUAUCUUAUCCAAAUCAUGGUUCUGUUUGUUCUUUGUGUGAGAAUGAGUAUGGCCUCUAGGGUCACUGGUAUUGGAGUGAACUGGGGCACCAUGACAACGCAGCUACUUCCCCCGGAGAAGGUGGUGCAUAUGCUGAGACAAAAUGGGAUUCGGAAGUUGAAGCUUUUUGAGGCCGAUGAGAGGAUUAUGGCUGCGCUGAUUGGCACUGACAUUGAGGUGAUGCUGGCUGUACCCAAUUACAUGUUGCACCUGAUGAGUGAAGAUCCUGCAGCUGCUGCUUCUUGGGUUGAUGCCAAUGUCACUAGUUGGUUGUACACUGGUGGAGUUAAUAUCAAGUAUGUUGCUGUAGGCAAUGAACCCUUCCUUCAAACGUACAAUGGCAGCUAUCUGCAAGUCACUUUACCAGCUUUAAGAAAUAUUCAUCAAGCCCUUGACCGUGAUAAGGUGAGCUCUAAGGUCAAAGUCACAGUCCCUUUCAAUGCCGAUGUCUAUUACUCUGCAAAUCCGAACCAAGUUCCAUCUGCUGGUGACUUUCGACCUGAAGUUCGAGACCUCGCAAUCGAAAUUGUCCAGUUUCUCCAUUCAAAUGAUGCACCUUUCACAGUCAACAUCUAUCCCUUCCUCAGUCUCUAUAGUGACGAAAAUUUCCCAGUAGACUUUGCAUUCUUCGAUGGAACGAAAAAUCCAAUCAAAGAUGGUGGUUUGGUCUAUAAUAACGUGUUUGAUGCAAAUUUUGACACUCUUGUAUGGGCAUUAGACAAGUCAGGAUAUCCAGAUAUGAAGAUCAUAGUUGGAGAAGUUGGUUGGCCAACAGAUGGUGAUAAAAAUGCCAAUAUCCCAAAUGCUAAGAGAUUCAACCAGGGACUAAUUCAACAUGUUUUGAGUGGAAAGGGUACCCCAGCAAGAAAGGGUAAGAUUGAUGUUUAUCUAUUUAGCCUAAUUGAUGAGAAUGCUAAAAGCAUUGCUCCAGGGAGCUUUGAGAGGCACUGGGGGUUAUUUGAAUACGAUGGAAAGCCAAAAUAUGAAUUGGACUUGUCAGGUUUGAAAGAGGAGAAGGGUCUAGUUCCAGUUGAAGGAGUGAAGUAUAUGUACAGAAGGUGGUGUGUUCUGAACCCUGAUGCAAUUGACUUUGAUGAUUUGCCAGAAAGCAUUAACUAUGCUUGCAGUUUAUCAGAUUGUACUUCUUUGGGUUAUGGGUCAUCCUGUAAUCAUCUUAGUGUUGAAGGGAAUGCUUCUUAUGCCUUUAACAUGUAUUAUCAGGUGAAUGACCAGAAAGAUUGGAACUGUGAUUUCUCUGGUCUGGCUGUAAUUACAGACAAGGACCCAUCUGAUGGCGACUGUGAGUUCCCAAUUAUGAUUUCUCAUGGUCAUUCAUUGGCACAGCACGGGAGACUACUAGAUGUUUUACUAAGAAUUGCUGGUGGGUGUUUGGUUUUUUUGGGAGUAAUGUGAACGUGAUACAUAGAAUUCAAAAGGCAAGGAAGGUAGAUUGUCUUUAGCCUAGUAUUUGUAAUAAAUUUUUGCAAUUCUAG
Molecule: messenger RNA, 1882 nt
Organism: Manihot esculenta (cassava)
Lineage: Eukaryota; Viridiplantae; Streptophyta; Magnoliopsida; Malpighiales; Euphorbiaceae
Product: glucan endo-1,3-beta-glucosidase 5-like
Exons: 2
Coding region: 330-1802 (490 amino acids)
Biological process (GO): carbohydrate metabolic process
Cellular component (GO): plasma membrane
Molecular function (GO): hydrolase activity, hydrolyzing O-glycosyl compounds
Source: RefSeq, a predicted model, not a curated record